Messenger RNA from Aspergillus bombycis, 885 nucleotides. RefSeq lists its product as uncharacterized. The transcript has 2 exons. NCBI's taxonomy places the organism in Eukaryota, Fungi, Ascomycota, Eurotiomycetes, Eurotiales, Aspergillaceae. The record is from RefSeq and is a predicted model, not a curated record. Bases 1 to 885 code for a protein of 294 amino acids.
AUGGACAAAGAUCAACCCCAACCCGACGCCUCCGCAGACUUCCACCCGGACCACGUCACCCGGGCUACCUUCCAGGCCCUACUCACCCGCUACCCGGCCACGGUGGAGGCCGUAACGCGCCGCAAGGUCACAGACCGCGUUCUCCAAGCCUCCAUACGGGGCAAGCGUGGCAAGCGCGUGCCUCCUGCUCAGGUCCAGAAUGCCGAGCUGGACGCGGAACAGAAGAAGCAGGUCGAAGCCGAAGUCCAGGCAUAUCGGGAGUUAGAUGCGCUGAGGUAUGAAGCGCACACGACGACUACGUCUGCUGCGGGCGAAGAAGCUGAAGCUGGUGCAGCUGCAUUCCCCAAGACGAGCCUGGACGCGCUGGUCAAACCCCUCCGCGGCGUGGGCGUUGCUACCGCGUCGCUGCUCUUGUCCGUGGGCACGAUCCGUGACCCCGAGCACGAGGCCCCGUUCUACAGUGACGAUUCGUACCUCUGGCUGUGUCUGAAGACGUUCCCGGGGCUUGGUCAGGAGAGCGGACAGACGGACAGCGACAAGGUAGGGAAGAAGGCGAGCAAGUUCAAGCGCAAUGGCGAGAUCAAUGUCAAAUAUGACCUCGCGGAGUAUCGCGCGCUGUGGACGGCUGUCAAUGCACUACGGGCGCGGUUGAAUGAGACAGAGACGAAGACGGAGACGGAGCCUGGGUCUUCUUCGGGGAAGGUUUCUUGUGCGGAUGUUGAGAAGGUGGCUUUUGUGCUAAGGCAUCUUGAUAGUUCUGGGUAUUUGGAACCGGAUCUGGUGGAUCAUGAUUCGCAGGGGGUGAAGGCGAAUCCGGGGAGUAAACGGAAGCGGUUCGAUGAGGCGGAGAAGACGAGAGGCCGGAAGAGUAAGAAGCAGACUUGA